This is a messenger RNA of Doryrhamphus excisus (bluestripe pipefish), 2019 nucleotides long. The record is from RefSeq and is a predicted model, not a curated record. Lineage: Eukaryota; Metazoa; Chordata; Actinopteri; Syngnathiformes; Syngnathidae.
CAUAUUUGGAUGGAUCCACCCAUUCUAAAACAAGAGAGAAUUUGUACAUUAGUCGAUAGUUUUAACAUGUUUUUACAUGUUACAUGUUACAAGUGGCGGGUUGCUUACCUCACGCCUGCUCGCGAGCGCCUUCAGUAUUUCCUUUCGCUUUCAGCUUCCCUAUCAAAAAAAUAUUUCGGGGAAAUCCACCAUGAAAGACCAAGACCCAGUCCGUCUUGUCUGGGCGGUACAGGAAGUUUUCAGGUUUUGAGGACGACGGACGUGCUAUUGUGUCGGAGCUGCUAAAAGUCCAGGUCAUGGAUUUCCAGAAGCUGCUUCUCCAGGCAGAAAAAGGCCUAAAGGAGGAGGAUGUACAAGCGUUGGCGUUUCUUUGCCGUGAACUGCUCUCGUACCACUCAGCCUCAGUGAAUUCGGCCAAAGAACUUUUCACCAACCUGCAGCUCCAAGGCUACCUGUCAGCUGAGAAACCUCACCUGCUCACUGAGCUCCUCCUCCUCAUUCAACAACGCAGUCUUAUCCGCGACUUGAACCUCCAAUCAUCUCUGCCCACUAACCUCAUCUCUCCUUUCAGGAAGAUGUUAUACAACCUUUCAGUGGAUAUUGAAGCCAGGGAUUUGAGAAAUAUGAAAUUCUUGCUGUACCGAAGUCUUCCACGCAUGAAUCUGGACAAAAUGUCAACACUGGAGGUCUUCUUGGAAUUGGAGAAGAUGGACAAACUGAGCGCAAACAACCUGACGGAACUGGAAAACCUCAUUAAGACUGUCUGCCCAAUGUUGAAAGAAACAAUCAAAAAGUAUCAAGAAUCUCAAGUGAAUUACCUCUGCUCUGUACCUGAGGUGGCGGGUCCACCACUAGACCGGCCAUGGCCUGUUGAACAAAACCAGGGCUGUCAGUCUUUGGAUUCUUGCACUACUGCCUCGUGUGAGUUGACAGGACCACCGCUGUCGGCUGAGGUGUUGCGGUUCGACCCCAGGAUGCCGAGCUGGAGCGAACAUUGCAGGAAAAAGCUUAGCUUUAUUUUCAGAUCAAAGUCGUCCGUGAACUCCAACAACACUUCAAUAGACCAUGCAGGUGAGGAACGCGGUGAAGGCAACUAUGAGGACCUGCCAUGUAGACUGAGAGCACUGACGACUCAAGGAACAGGUAGUGAAGUUCAGCCCACAAGCGGCGAGACCACCUCUGUAAAGACUGACCCGCAAGCUUCACUAAACACAAGUGACGAGGGUGAUAUCGAAACAUAUUCCAUGGAUGCAGAAAAGCGUGGAUUCUGCCUCAUCAUCAACAACUACGACUUCACCAAUGGCCCAAAGUUCCUCAAGCAGCGGGAGGGGACCAAUAUUGAUGAAUCUUGUUUAGAGAAGGUGUUCCAGUGGCUGGGCUUUGAGGUUCUGAUAGAGCAUGACUGCAGCGCGGACAGGAUGCUAUCUCUCAUUCAGGGCCUGAGCAAAAUGGACCACAGUAAGAUGGACUGCCUGGUGUGCUGCGUCCUCAGCCACGGCCUGGAUAGAGCCGUGUACGGCGUGGAUGGAAGCACCGUCACACUUGAUGAGCUGAAGAAGCCCUUGAACGCGUCUCGGUGCAGUGCCUUAGCAGGAAAGCCCAAACUGUUUUUCAUCCAGGCAUGCCAGGGCACCGAGGAACAGACCCCCGUUUGUGUGCAGAAUGACGGCCCUAUAAACGGGGGCCUAAUGCGUGGUGCUAGAAAGAUGAAACAAUCCAUCCCGUCUGAUGCAGACUUCCUGCUGGCAUUGGCCUCUGUGCCGCUCUCUGUUUCUUUUAGAGAUAAGGAACGCGGCACUUGGUUUAUUCAGUCUUUGUGCCAAAACCUGAUCAAGAUGGUGCCCAGAAAAUGUGACCUUGUGUCUAUCCUGACCAAAGUGAAUGCCGACGUCAGCCAGAAGACGGACCAUACAGGCACCAAGAAGCAGAUGCCUCAACCAGCCUUCUCGCUCAGAAAGAAAGUCAUCUUUCCAGUUCCCCAGCAUGAUCCCCCUAAGCUGCCAAAUGUUUGACCUAUAC